This is a messenger RNA of Aspergillus pseudotamarii, 1386 nucleotides long. RefSeq names its product transcription factor domain-containing protein. Lineage: Eukaryota; Fungi; Ascomycota; Eurotiomycetes; Eurotiales; Aspergillaceae. The transcript is spliced from 9 exons. The record is from RefSeq and is a predicted model, not a curated record. The coding region runs from base 1 to 1386 and encodes 461 amino acids.
AUGUCGCCAACCUCAGGAGAUGACGAAAUCAACCCCGACCCUAAUUCUAAAUCCGUAUCCAAUCCCGUACGACUCUACGGCAGUAAUGAGGAUAUGACGACAGUGUGCUUGAAGAGACGACGGGAAUAUGCGCAUUGCUUUGCUCAAACGGCUCUUGGUGUCAUUGAAAGAGACUACGAGCUGCUCAGUAUGAGCCAAGAUUCCCAGACUGGUUUAGCUGACACCAUCAAAGCCUUUGAACGAGUACCGUUUCAUCCAAAACUGGAAGUGCCCCUGGAAGGCGUUGUUACAUUGUCAAUGCUUAGUAUUUAUGAGUACGCACAGCGGGGAAACAUUGAUGACAUGCUUCAACGGGCUAACCAGGCGCUUGCACUGGCUAUGAGUAUGGCACUACAUGAAGCGGUAGAGGAAGAACAGUAUGCAGACUCUAAACGGAGGGUUUGGUGGAUGACGUCUCCGGCCUUCGACCUUUAUGAUCCGUGGUUUGUAACUCCAUAUCCGGAGGGGUGGAAGCUUGUCGUCGAGGCCCAACAGGUUCUUGUCGAAUCUGCCGUAUUCGCCAGUGACCUUGAUAGGACCAUGCAUGAGGCUGAUGACGCAUCAUGGGUUUCGAAACGCAUGGAGGAGCUUGACAGGCAGAUAUCUGGUAACUCAGCUAACAGUACAGGGCACGGAUCAAACUGCACCGACUAUGUAUCGAUACCUGCGGACAGUAAUUCUCGGAUGGAUAUGCCGUUGGAAAUGAGCAACGGUCCUAGCUUGGUUGAAGACUUGUCGCUAAUGUCUCAGAUUCACAAGCUUCAGAUGCCGUUUACCAGUGAGGAGUCAUCAAAAGUCUGCCUGCAUGCGGCACUCAACAUUGUCACGUUGCUUGAUAACCUUCUCUACCCGAAUCACACCAGCGACAUCCUGGCUAAUACACAAUACGCCCGCGGAGGGUCUGGUAGUGAACUCCCUCGAACCAUGCCAACCGUAGUAUGCUGCGGAGUGCAGUCCAGCUAUGCAAUGCUGAUGCUGGGUCUCAAAGCACGAGCUAUCCAACACACCGCGCCCGACGACAUCAAUGCUCUGGAUACCACCCCUUUAUCCGACUUUCGGAAGGAGCUAUAUCAUAACUUACGGCUGAUAGUCAAGUUCCUAGAGAAUUACUCUAUCGCAUUUGAAGCUAUCCAGGGGAUAAGUGCCUUUAGCGACAUAGAUGAUUGGAUAAUCCGAUUCGUUCAUCCCCUUGUCCUUACUUCAUCCAAUGUGCUACCACACACCGACAGUGACUACAGUGAAAAACUACGUCGGCAUCCCCAUUGCCUGCAACCAGCGAGGGAGUAUGCGUUGAACUCCUCCCUCGAGAUUACUGCAAGGUAUCCAACCGAGCUUCUUGUCCGGUGA